This is a messenger RNA of Striga hermonthica, 1053 nucleotides long. NCBI's taxonomy places the organism in Eukaryota, Viridiplantae, Streptophyta, Magnoliopsida, Lamiales, Orobanchaceae. The record is from the annotation of a GenBank genome assembly.
AUGCCUGAGUACUGUGUAACCGGAGGAACUGGAUUUAUUGCAGCUUACCUCGUAAAGUCGUUGCUCGAAAAAGGUCACACUGUUAGAACCACGGUUAGAGAUCCAGAAAAUGCAGAGAAAGUAGGCUAUCUUUGGGAGCUAAAUGGAGCCAAGGAGAGGCUCAAGAUUAUGAAGGCCGAUUUAGUGAAUGAAGGAAGUUUUGACGAGGCGGUUGAGGGAGUUGAUGGGGUCUUCCACACCGCGUCUCCUGUGUUCGUCAGCCAUGAUGACAAUGUUAUGGCAAGUUACUUUACCAUAUAUAAGAUUCCAAAUCCAAGAAAAAACGGAGGGCCUAGAGCCAUCUCUGAUUAUGCUGGUGAAUAUUUGCAGGAAAAGCUGGUUAAUCCAUGCAUAAAAGGGACCGUGAAUGUGCUGAACUCGUGCAAGAAAGCCAAAAGUGUGAAAAGGGUUGUGCUCACCUCUUCUUCUUCUUCAGUUCGAUACAGAUACGAUGUGGGAAAAGUGUCGCCGCUUAAUGAAUCUCACUGGAGUGAUCCUCAAUAUUGUACAAACAACAAUCUUUGGUAUGCUUAUGCCAAAACCAUAGCAGAAAAGGAGGCAUGGAAGUUUGCUGAGGAAAAUGGGAUUGAUCUGGUGGUGGUGAACCCCUCAUUCGUAGUUGGACCUCUGCUUGCACCUCAACCUACUAGCACUCUUUUACUUACAUUGGCUAUUAUCAAAGGGGUAAGAGGGGAGUUUCCGAACCAGAGAUUAGGUUUCGUGCACAUAGAUGACGUCGUGAAUGCUCAUGUCUUGGCAAUGGAAGAAAGUAAGGCGUCGGGCAGGCUCAUAUGUUCCAACUCCGUGACACACUGGUCAGAGAUCAUUGAGAUGUUACGGGCGAAAUACCCGUCAUACCCUUACGAGAACAAGUGUGGGAGUCAGAAAGGUGAUGACAAUCCACAUAGCAUGGACUGUAGCAAGAUCAUUAAGUUGGGCCUCCCUCCUAUGAAAACAUUGGACCAAAUGUUUGAUGACUGCAUUGCAAGUUUUCAAGCAAAGGGCCUUCUUUAG